AAAAAAAGGAAAUUAAAUGCCGCCCCCUGCAGACUGCCGCCCUGUUCGGCCGCACAUGUUGCACAUAUCAAGCUCCGCCACUGCUCUCCUCCAUUCAUUUUCAAUGAGACAUGCGCAACAAAGCGAUAAUCGCGGGUCUCCCUCCUACCAAGCGAAACGCGAAAAACGUGCAUGUGACAUUUUGCGCUCGUGCACGUGUCGUGCACAAGAGACCCAGCGAUGCGAUCCCAGAAAGUUGAAACAUUUUCAACUUUUCAUCGCUGUCGCUCGGACGAGGACCAAUCAACGGAGGUUUCAUUCACUGACCAAUGAGCGGACAGGAUGCUCCGUACAUCUUCGAGCAAACAUGAAGGAGAAGUUGAUUAUUAUUAUUAUGUUUUAUAUAGUAAAAUCACAAGUAAGAUUUCACUUAACUCUAACAGCACCAUAUCUACCACUUUUUUAAACUCUGAACCGCUUAAAUAACCUUAAUUACCUCCAACCUGACACAGCCAAACAAAACAACGGAAGUUUCGAUUUCGCCAUGGAACAGAACGCGUAGACGGCUUUGCCGCUGGCCGCUGCCGCGGAUCGCCUCCCGUGUGUCAGGUAAUAAAAACGACGGCGAAAAAUUUCGCUGAUCAUGGUCGUUUGUCACCUCCCGUGUGUCGAGCCCAUUAGGACUCCAAAGCACUUUACACUACAGUGUAUCAGUCAUCCAUUCACACACACAUUCACACACUGAUAGUGAUGAGCUACAAUGUAGCCACAGCUGCCCUGGGGCGCACUGACAGAGGCGAGGCUGCCGAGCACAGGCGCCACCGGUACCUCCGACCACCACCAGCAGGCAAUGUGGGUUAAGUGUCUUGCCCAAGGACACAACAGUAGAAUUCUCUGUCCGAAGCCGGGAUCGAACCUGCAACCUUCUGAUUACUGGACAACCCGCUCAACCUGUUGAGCUACUGCUGUUACCUACCUUGUUUUUGCUGAUGUUUUCUCCUAUCACUGUAGCCUUCUUCAGAGUUUUGCCACUGCUAGUUCCUUCUCUGUUCAUCAGCGGCGGUGAUGCCACCAACAGCAGCAACACUCUGAAGAAGGCUACAGUGAUGGUAGAAAACAUCAGCAAAAACAAGUUUAUCAACUCGGUUGGUAACAAUGCUGCCAAAGCCAAAUAUGAGAAGAUGGUACCUGCCUUCUACUAUAGACCUACUAACAAAGACUGCCAACUCCUGCGGGACCAGUGGAUCCGAGCCAAGUACGAAAGGAAGGAGUUCAUGUUUUUGGAGCAGCAGGAGCCCUACUCAGCAGGCUACCGAGAAGGGUUUCUAUGGAAACGAGGACGAGACAAUGGACAAUACCUCAACAGAAAAUUUAUUCUGUCAGAACGCGAAGGUGUUCUGAAAUACUUCAACAAGAAUGACGCCAGAGAGCCCAAAGCGAUCAUGAAGAUUGAUACGAUAAACGCCACAUUCCAGCCAGGUAAAAUUGGAACUCCUCAUGGGAUGCAGAUAACCUAUUUGAAGGACAACAGCACCAGAAAUAUCUUUGUCUAUCAUGAGGAUGGGAAGGAAAUGGUGGACUGGUUUAAUGCCAUCAGAGUAGCCAGGCUUCACUACCUGCAGGUGGCUUUUCCUGGUGCUCCUGACUCUGAGUGGUUACCAAAGCUAACCAGGAACUACUUGAAGGAGGGUUACAUGGAGAAGACAGGUCCGAAGCACACGGAGGGAUUCAAGAAGAGGUGGUUUACGAUGGACGACAGGAGACUCAUGUACUUCAAAGAUCCACUGGAUGCUUAUGCUCGAGGUGAGGUGUUCAUUGGCAAUAAGGAUCACAGCUACUCUGUUCUCCCCAUCCUUCCACCCAGUGUUCAGGGAUAUCACUGGCAGUUUGGAAUUACAAUAGUGACUCCGGACAGGAAGUUUCUUGUUACUUGUGAGACUGAGAAGGACAGGGAGGACUGGAUAGCAGCGUUCCAGAUUGUCCUCAACAGACCGAUGCUCCCGCAGGAGUACGCAGUGGAGGCAUAUUUUAAGCACAAGCCAUGAUCAACUCAACAACUUCUGGUGCAUCUCAGAGAAAAGCUUCUAGAAGAACUGGCUGCAGACUCCUUCCUCCUGGAGGCGUCUGGCACGUUUUGACUCAUGAACCUUUGAUGAUGUGCUUUAAUAUACUUAAAACAAGACGGAGCUGUUGCUGCUCACGUGUGAAGAAACGUCAGUCUUCUCUUCCCUUCUUGGCAGAACUAAGUUUGCAUUGCAGCACAGUUUCAUGAAAGUGAUAUUAACAUAACACACAGCUUGUAUACAUGGUCACACACACACACACACACACACACACACACACACACACACACACACACACACACACACACACACACACACACACACACACACACACGCACACGCACGCACGCACGCACACGCACACGCACACACACACACACAUUAAAUAAGCGUAUGAUAAUUAUUCCUAUUUAUUUUUUUUAAAUCUCAUUUGCAGAUGUAUUUAAUGCUGUGCACUGAUAUGCUUCUUUUGUAAAUUAACUAGCUUACUGUAACAUCUUUAUACUAUUUCCCUAUAUAUAUAUAUAUAUAUAUAUAUAUAUAUAUAUAUAUAUAUAUAUAUAUAUAUAUAUAUAUAUAUAUAUAAUUCUAGUAUAGUAUACUAUUAUAGUAUUUACUGUCACACCUUGUCCUUUGUUAUCCAGCAGGGGGAGACAAACUUUUAAAACAUUUCAAACACAAACCCUCCUGCUGCUGCCCCCUUCAUCAAACUGGUGGAGUCACUAAAGGGACUGGCAGUAAGACACACAUGUGUCAUGUGACCAUGAGGGUGCAGGAGUUACUUUAUUCAGAUCUGAAGAGUCAAGACCUCCAUGCUGUGCUGCAGAGCCAGCAAACCCGUUGUCAUACGUGUGAGUCUGGCUCAGAGCUGUUGGAGCUAGAAGACAAUUUGUUUAACUCAGUUUGAGACAUGGUUGAUAUUAAAAGUGUGAAUGCCACAAA
Molecule: messenger RNA, 2984 nt
Organism: Nothobranchius furzeri (turquoise killifish)
Lineage: Eukaryota; Metazoa; Chordata; Actinopteri; Cyprinodontiformes; Nothobranchiidae
Source: RefSeq, a predicted model, not a curated record